UCAAAGAGCAUGCUUUAAAACUGAAACUGUCAGAAAUGGCAGCCAACAACCAGCAACAAAAUGACAAGAGAAUAAUAGGAUUCGAUUGUGAGUUUGUGAAGCCACCACCUUCGGAAUACAUGCAGUCAGAGUGUCCAGUUUGUCUCCAGAUCAUUCGAGAGCCCCACCAGGUCACAUGCUGUGGAAAUAAGUUUUGCAAAGCUUGUAUUGAACACAUCAAAGCUAAUAAAAAGUCGUGCCCAACCUGCAACGAUAAAUUUUCAAGUUUUCCCGACAAAGGUUUGAAACGAUCGCUCUACAGCUUGAAAGUUCGAUGUAGCCACCAGAAAGACGGGUGUGAGUGGACGGGGGAACUGAGACAGCUUGAUGAGCACCUCAACACAGAUCCACAGCCAGAGAAACAACUCAAUGGAUGUCAGUUUGUCAAGAUCGAUUGCAUCUAUAAUUGCAGAAACCAUCAGCAGCGAAGGUACAUUCAAAACCACCAAAUUAAGGAUUGCCUCAAACGUCCAUUCGGUUGUGAGCACUGCCAUUAUUACAAGUCUACCUAUGAUGAUGUCACCAACAGCCACUGGCCUGUGUGUGGGUCCUUCCCUGUCCCCUGCCCUAACCAGUGUGGUUCAACUAUCCAACGUCAGAAUAUAGACAGUCAUGUUGCCGAUGAGUGCCCCCUGACCACCAUCAACUGUGACUUCCACCACGUAUGCUGUGCUGUGAAACUUCCUCGACAAGACAUGCCAGAACACCAGAGAGAGAACCUACUCACACACAUCUCUCUAUUAGCCACCAGUCAUGCCAAGCAACAAGCUGAGACUACACAACAAAGAAAAGAAAUCAUCAAGCAACAAGACAAAAUAGCAAACUUGGUAGAUGAAAAUGAAAAACAAAAAAAAUCUUAUAAGACGAAAUUAAUUGCACUACAAACCAAAGUUACCAUGUUAGAGCAAAAGAACACUACUAGUAAUGCCGAGAUUAAAUCUUCUAAAAUAAAAUUAACUGCACUACAAACAAGUUACCACGCUAGAGCAAGAAAAACAAUUGUUGACUACUAAUACAACCAAGCAACAAGCUGACAUUGCUAGUUUAGUUGAAGAGAAUAAACAGCUAAAG
Halichondria panicea is the source of this 1110-nucleotide messenger RNA. RefSeq names its product TNF receptor-associated factor 4-like. Bases 36 to 1052 code for a protein of 338 amino acids. The record is from RefSeq and is a predicted model, not a curated record. The transcript has a single exon. Gene Ontology annotation, molecular function: zinc ion binding. NCBI's taxonomy places the organism in Eukaryota, Metazoa, Porifera, Demospongiae, Suberitida, Halichondriidae.